AUGUCCUCUUCGAGCUUCUUCUGCCACGCGGGAUCCAUCUGCACCUCCGGGGGCGCCAGCGCUGGCAUCGCCACGAACUCCAGGUUCGGGUCACCGAUCAGCUUACGANAUGCCAGAGAUCUGACUAAUUAUAAGACAUUUAAGGAAAGCGAAGGAAAGCGCGAAGAAUUGGACCGAAUGUUGAUGGAGGAGAAGAAGAAGGCGCCCUCAAGGAUACCGUAUUUUGUGACCGCAUCUAAGGAAUAUCCAGGGAAGUUUUUGUUGUCAUAUCAGCCAAACAUGAAGUCGUUUCACGAGUACAUCACUAUUACACCCGACGGCUAUCGCUAUCGGCAGCAACCCUUCCGAUCUGUCAGUCAACUCUUCAAAUGGUUUAAACUCCACUUCAACGACAGGUCGACUUUCCCGCGAACACCAGUCGCCACUCCAUCGGUGGUGAGAACACCGGCCGGCAGUUCGUCGUUCAUCAACUCGACGGGCACUCCAAACAUCGACCCGCAGGCCAUUCAACGCGCGGCCGCCUCUAUGCCCACCCAUGUGUUCAACGCUCUGUCGCAAGUGGCCGGUCAGACGCCGUCGUUUGGAGGGGCGGCCCAACAGUUCGGAAGUGGCUCUCACUCGUCGUCAAUGGGGCCGCCAUUCGGUGGUCACUCGCGUGGCUUUUACGGCCAAAGCGGCGGUUCUCAAGCGACGCCUAUUAUGACACCAAAUAUGACGACUCCUCGCAAUUAUCAGGCCAAUACCCCCGGGUCUAUGCCCCCGCCCGCUAACAUACCCUCCCACCAAAGGCCCGGAUCUCGCAGUGGACAGCAGUGGGGAUCUAUUGCCGAGGGUUGGAAUCAGAAGCCAAAAGUGAAGGACAGGACUCCGCUGUACAACACUCCGGGCGCCUCCUCCCAGAUGUCUAUCAGUCCCAACACUAACACCCCUAAUGUCAGAGGAGACCAGACACCGCUCGUCGAUGAGUGGAAUUGAAACCUAUCUUUAAUUCAGUUUUUAAUAUUUUAAUCACAAAUACUGUACUUGUUUUAGAUUUCAUUAAAUGUAUGAAUCAUUAAAAUUAUAUUCAUUAAAAAA
This is a messenger RNA of Oppiella nova, 1077 nucleotides long. The record is from the annotation of a GenBank genome assembly. Lineage: Eukaryota; Metazoa; Arthropoda; Arachnida; Sarcoptiformes; Oppiidae.